UGAGGGGAUAAAAGCAUGCCCAGCCUCAUGUCUUUACCUUCUUCCACUCACCUGCUUCUUCCUAAACUCCCUCAAAAUAUUAACUUCAAAUCUGUUGGGUCUAUAAAUUGUUGCAGUCUAAGAAAACAGAGCAAGCCAAGUCUAAGAACCUCUUGGCCUUCCAUCUCUCUAUCCCUUUUCGGUUCUGGUUUCAUUUUGGGUCCCCUCAUCGAUGGUCUUCAUUCAAGGGUCGACCUUGUGGUCUACCAAAAUGGAGCAAUAAACAUCGGUCCGCUCCACACCAACAUAUGGGUCCCUCCUUUGCUGGGAUUGUUUUACUGUACAGUUGGGUUGCUGCAACUCUUCUUGGAUGAAAAGGAGAAUCAAAAUGUUCCUCAGGGAAGUCUGGAAAAAGCUGUUGGAUCUCUUAUAGCAUUGGUACUGUUUAUCGGACUGAGCUCUGAAAUGUAUAAAAAUGGAGUUCCGGACAACGUUGAGGCGUACGUUUUGUUUGCUGCGGCAGAGCUUUUAUGGUUCUCGCUAGAUAGGACACGUCUGGGUUUCGCCCUAGCAUCUGUCAUUGGCAUUUGCUGCCCCUUGGCUGAAAUUCCAUUGAUGAAGUUUUUCCAUCUCUGGUACUACCCACAAGCAAAUAUUGAGAUCUUUGGGCAGGGACUUGUUACAUGGACAGUCACCUGCUAUUUUGCCUACACUCCAUUCCUGGUAUGUUUAUCCCGCUGGCUGCAGUCCACCAUUACUGCUACUGAUACACAGAAGAGCGAGUGAGUAACUGAUGAGGAAUUGCUUCUCCUGUCUAUCUAAUAUUUACUAGUGAUUUGGGUUCCCAAAUG
Messenger RNA from Hibiscus syriacus, 830 nucleotides. RefSeq lists its product as uncharacterized. The transcript has 5 exons. The record is from RefSeq and is a predicted model, not a curated record. The coding region runs from base 16 to 765 and encodes 249 amino acids. Lineage: Eukaryota; Viridiplantae; Streptophyta; Magnoliopsida; Malvales; Malvaceae.